GGCGCGCGUCACUUUCACGCGACCACAUCUUUGUCAGUGCACAAAAUGGCGCCUUACAGCCUGCUGGUGACCCGGCUGCAGAAGGUGCUGGGCAAUGGGGUCCGAAGGUACCAUGUGGCUUCCAUCCUAUGCCGGCCAGCCAAGGUGGCCAUGAGCCACUUUGAGCCCCAUGACUACAUCCACUAUGAGCUCCUGGAAAAGAACAUUAACAUCGUCCGGAAAAGGUUGAACCGGCCACUAACCUUGUCUGAGAAGAUUGUGUAUGGCCACCUGGAUGACCCUUUCAACCAGGAAAUCGAGCGAGGCACAACGUACCUGCGACUGCGACCAGACCGCGUGGCCAUGCAGGAUGCCACAGCACAGAUGGCCAUGCUACAGUUUAUCAGCAGCGGGCUGCCCAAAGUGGCCGUGCCAUCCACCAUCCACUGUGACCACCUGAUUGAGGCCCAGCUCGGUGGUGACAAGGAUCUCCGCCGAGCCAAGGACAUUAACCAGGAGGUCUAUAACUUCCUGGCAACAGCAGGUGCCAAGUAUGGAGUGGGCUUCUGGAAACCAGGUUCCGGAAUCAUUCACCAGAUCAUCCUUGAGAACUACUCAUACCCGGGGGUCCUGCUGAUUGGAACAGACUCCCACACCCCGAAUGGGGGCGGCCUAGGGGGCAUCUGCAUUGGUGUUGGCGGAGCUGAUGCAGUGGAUGUCAUGGCAGGCAUCCCCUGGGAGCUGAAGUGCCCCAAGGUGAUUGGUGUGAAGCUGACAGGCUCCCUGUCUGGCUGGUCCUCCCCCAAAGACGUGAUUCUGAAGGUGGCGGGCAUCCUGACCGUGAAGGGUGGCACUGGGGCCAUUGUUGAGUACCACGGGCCCGGUGUGGACUCCAUCUCCUGCACAGGCAUGGCGACUAUCUGUAAUAUGGGUGCAGAAAUCGGGGCCACCACCUCCGUGUUCCCCUACAACCACAGGAUGAAGAAAUAUCUGAGCAAGACUGGCCGGGCUGACAUUGCUCAAUUGGCCGAAGAAUUCAAGGACCACUUGGUGCCCGACCCUGGCUGCCACUAUGACCAAGUGAUUGAAAUUAACCUCAACGAGCUGAAACCUCACAUCAACGGGCCCUUCACCCCAGACCUGGCCCACCCCGUGGCUGAUAUAGGAGCUGUGGCAGAAAAGAAAGGCUGGCCCCUGGACAUCCGCGUGGGACUGAUCGGCAGCUGCACCAACUCGAGCUACGAGGACAUGGGGCGCUCGGCAGCCGUGGCCAAGCAGGCCCUCGCCCACGGCCUCAAGUGCAAGUCCCAGUUCACCAUCACCCCCGGCUCCGAGCAGAUCCGGGCCACCAUCGAGAGGGACGGCUACGCACAGAUCCUGCGUGACGUGGGAGGCGUCGUCCUGGCCAACGCCUGUGGCCCUUGCAUCGGCCAAUGGGACAGGAAGGACAUUAAGAAGGGGGAGAAGAACACUAUCGUUACCUCCUACAACCGGAACUUCACAGGCCGCAACGACGCCAACCCUGAAACCCAUGCCUUCGUCACCUCCCCAGAGAUUGUUACCGCUUUGGCCAUCGCCGGCACCCUCAAAUUCAACCCAGAGACGGACUUUCUCACGGGCAAAGACGGCAAAAAGUUCAAGCUUGAGGCCCCUGAUGCCGACGAGCUUCCGAGAGCGGAGUUUGACCCCGGGCAGGACACCUACCAGCACCCCCCAAAAGAUGGCAGCAGCCAGCGAGUGGACGUGAGCCCCACCAGCCAACGGCUGCAGCUCUUAGAGCCCUUCGACAAGUGGGACGGCAGAGACUUGGAGGACCUCCAGAUCCUCAUCAAGGUCAAGGGAAAGUGCACUACUGACCACAUCUCUGCCGCCGGCCCCUGGCUCAAGUUCCGUGGCCACCUGGACAACAUCUCCAACAACCUGCUGAUCGGCGCCAUCAACAUUGAGAAUGGCAAAGCCAACUCAGUCCGAAAUGCCGUGACCCAGGAGUUUGGGCCGGUCCCGGACACUGCUCGCUAUUACAAGAAAAACGGUAUCAAGUGGGUGGUGAUUGGAGAUGAAAACUACGGGGAGGGCUCUAGCCGGGAGCACGCGGCCCUGGAACCCCGGCACCUGGGAGGCCGAGCCAUCAUCACCAAGAGUUUUGCUCGGAUCCAUGAAACCAACUUGAAGAAGCAAGGUCUGCUGCCCCUGACAUUCGCUGACCCUGCAGACUACAACAAGAUCCACCCUGUGGACAAACUGACCAUCCAGGGCCUGAAGGAAUUCGCUCCUGGCAAGCCCCUCAAGUGCAUCAUCAAACACCCCAACGGCAACCAGGAGACCAUCCUGCUGAACCACACCUUCAACGAGACGCAGAUCGAGUGGUUCCGUGCAGGGAGCGCCCUGAACCGGAUGAAGGAGCUGCAGAAGUGAGGCCCUCCCGGCCAGCCCUCUGCGCCCCAGUCCAUCCCGGCCUUCCCCAACACUCCUGCCCCCAUGCCCGUUUUUACACAAGACUCCAUCCGAAGAUGUGCUUCCCUCCCGACUGUCUCGCCGAUGGCUUUGAGGAUUUUAAAAGAAAGCGUUUUGGUUCUUGCGACAGAAAGUAAUAAGAUUCCAGUCGGUGACUGCU
Molecule: messenger RNA, 2593 nt
Organism: Gracilinanus agilis (Agile Gracile Mouse Opossum)
Lineage: Eukaryota; Metazoa; Chordata; Mammalia; Didelphimorphia; Didelphidae
Gene: ACO2
Product: aconitase 2
Exons: 18
Coding region: 46-2394 (782 amino acids)
Biological process (GO): tricarboxylic acid cycle
Cellular component (GO): cytosol; mitochondrion
Molecular function (GO): aconitate hydratase activity; 4 iron, 4 sulfur cluster binding
Source: RefSeq, a predicted model, not a curated record